Mucor mucedo is the source of this 882-nucleotide messenger RNA. RefSeq lists its product as uncharacterized. Lineage: Eukaryota; Fungi; Mucoromycota; Mucoromycetes; Mucorales; Mucoraceae. The record is from RefSeq and is a predicted model, not a curated record. The transcript has 4 exons. The annotation marks the transcript as partial.
CAAAUACCCCAGUUAUUAUCUAGCUCUAGAAAAACCCAGUCACACCUGAAAACCAUUUUGGCUGAAUCUUUCCUCAAAUUUUCGUCCGAUAUAGACGGGCCUCCCGCUCCCCCAAGAAUACGGCUAAUAGUAUUAAGCUUGAAAGCGCUAAUAUCUUAAAAAACAGUAUGCUUGGUUUUUUUAAACAGCGCAAUUUUUAAGGAGUGAUAAAAAAAUUGGGGGUGCGGGAUGAACCCUUUCACCCAAGAAUACAGCUCAUAGUAUUAACGUUGUCCCUUUAUUUUUUUUAAAACAUGGCAAAUAAUAGUGUGAAUUGUGCAUCCUAUGGUCAAGAAGGUCAUGGUCGUAGAUCCCACCUAGAUGUUCCUCUAAAUACAGUAAAUCUAAAUACGAAUGUGCCAUCAUCAUUGAAUAACCAUGACAAUGCACUAAACAACCCAGCCUCAAUCACUGUGGACAUGGAGGUAGACGAACCUGAGUUCAUUUCAAGUCAUGAGCCAGUCCAAGAAAGAAUAGUCCGCUGUUCAACAUGUCAACAACUUGGGCAUUUAAGAAAAACUAGCCAGAAUUGUAAUCGUGUCUACCAAACUAUAAAUCAAGCAAAGCAAACUAAAAUAAUGCCCAGUAGACAUGGUUUGGGAAGGAUGACCACUAUGUGUUCUAACUGCAAUGCAUCCAUGUGGGUCGAAAAAAGAUCAGAAGCUGGUCUUGACCCAGGCAGGUUUCAACUCUGUUGUGGAUUAGGUAAAGACAAAGUGACACCAUUUACCCUACACCUGGACUUAUAUCCAACGUAAUACGCGGAAAUGAUCAAAGAAGCAAGGCGUUUGAAGACACAUACCGUCUUACAACAAUACCUUAAGCUUUACGUUGCAGAGACCA